AUGGGUUGUCGAAAGCCCCACCAAGCUGAUUCACUUGCUAAAAACAAAUCUUCGAAGGCUGUCAUUUCCAGAAAUACAGAAGAUUACGAUAAUGACGAGGUUGACGACGAACUUAAAAGGCCCAAUCGAACAGUGCGUCAACCAUUGCGCUAUAGAGAUUUCGACAUCCAUGUUGCCAUUCCUUUUGGUGACGUGAUGAUCACGUGGUGUGAUUUCACAAAUAGGAUACCGCUGAUGUGCCUGGCCAUAUGGACGGCCGCUGUUGCUUUGGCGGCGGAAGGAUGCUUGCAUUGCAAGCAAAAGCCGCCAAAAGUUUACGUUUUAUCGCCAAGUUCUAGAACCGAUUAUAUCAUAGCCACGGAAGAUACAGAUGAUAUCUCUCCAGAAAGUCUUCUAGAAAGCAUAGAAGCUGCUAGCAGCUACGGUCUCCUCGAUUGUAACAAUAAUAAUCGUUACCAAGAAGUGCUCGUGCACCUACCUGUGCACCUUUUUGAUUCUCUCGUCCAGAAGGUGGACCUCGUGUCCAGGGUUUUAGAGGGGUAUUCUUCACAUAAUGAUCAAA
This is a messenger RNA of Stegodyphus dumicola, 562 nucleotides long. Its product is annotated as putative G protein-coupled receptor CG31760. Gene Ontology annotation, biological process: G protein-coupled receptor signaling pathway. The record is from RefSeq and is a predicted model, not a curated record. Lineage: Eukaryota; Metazoa; Arthropoda; Arachnida; Araneae; Eresidae. Gene Ontology annotation, molecular function: G protein-coupled receptor activity. Gene Ontology annotation, cellular component: membrane.